Oreochromis aureus is the source of this 1628-nucleotide messenger RNA. Its product is annotated as serine/threonine-protein phosphatase 6 catalytic subunit-like. The record is from RefSeq and is a predicted model, not a curated record. The transcript is spliced from 7 exons. Bases 71 to 988 code for a protein of 305 amino acids. Gene Ontology annotation, cellular component: cytoplasm. NCBI's taxonomy places the organism in Eukaryota, Metazoa, Chordata, Actinopteri, Cichliformes, Cichlidae. Gene Ontology annotation, biological process: G1/S transition of mitotic cell cycle; peptidyl-serine dephosphorylation. Gene Ontology annotation, molecular function: protein serine/threonine phosphatase activity.
UUUGAAAUGACGUUAGAGAGGAAAACGCUGAAGUGUUGCAGGAAGUGACGUAUAUAACUGUCUGGGUACAAUGGCACCUCUAGAUUUGGAUAAAUAUGCAGAGAUUGCAAAGCAGUGUAAAUACCUCCCAGAAAACGAUCUUAAGAGGUUAUGUGACUACGUGUGUGAUCUUCUGCUGGAGGAGUCCAACGUGCAGCCCGUCUCCACUCCUGUGACAGUGUGUGGGGACAUACAUGGACAGUUUUAUGAUCUUUGUGAACUCUUCCGAACUGGUGGCCAGGUUCCAGACACAAAUUACAUCUUCAUGGGUGACUUCGUCGACCGAGGGUAUUACAGCUUGGAGACAUUCACCUAUCUGCUCGUGCUGAAGGCCAAAUGGCCUGACCGCAUCACUCUUCUACGUGGAAACCACGAAAGCAGGCAGAUCACCCAAGUUUACGGCUUUUAUGAUGAGUGCCAGACCAAGUAUGGGAAUGCAAAUGCCUGGCGUUAUUGCACCAAAGUCUUCGAUAUGUUAACAGUUGCAGCUCUGAUGGACGAGCAAAUCCUGUGUGUCCAUGGAGGGCUUUCUCCAGACAUAAAGACCCUGGACCAAAUUCGAACCAUUGAGCGGAACCAGGAAAUCCCCCACAAAGGAGCUUUUUGUGAUUUGGUGUGGUCAGACCCUGAAGAUGUGGAUACCUGGGCCAUCAGCCCCAGAGGAGCAGGUUGGCUUUUUGGUGCCAAGGUCACAAAUGAGUUCGUCCACAUCAACAACCUCAAGCUGAUCUGCAGGGCUCAUCAACUCGUCCAUGAGGGCUACAAGUUCAUGUUCGAUGAAAAGCUGGUAACCGUGUGGUCAGCUCCCAACUACUGCUACCGCUGUGGCAACAUAGCCUCCAUCAUGGUCUUCAAAGACGCUAACACGAGAGAGCCCAAACUGUUCAGAGCAGUGCCCGACUCUGAAAGAGUCAUCCCGCCCCGAACAACAACACCUUAUUUCCUGUAACCAGGUUAAAGCUCAAACACAGGCAUUUAUGCAGUGCACAGUGCUGACGGGGACAGUGGCAUCAGCACUUCAGAGCCCAUAUACAUUUAAUACAUUUAGAGUAUCUAGAGUGCAUUUUUGGUGCCAACUGUCAAUUGCUACUCCCACUCUGUGCAUUUAAUACCAUUAUUCUGCAGCUUAAAUCAGUACAGCAAAGGAGGCUUGCUGAGCAGUGUCCCACUGCUGGUGUGUAACAGAAAAGAAGAAAGUUGGCUAACCCCUGUAAAAUAUUCAUAUUUAUAAAUCAACAUAAGUUGUCACUGCUAAGCAAACUGUGGGCAGUGUCCUAAAGACUCUUCUAUUUUAGUUUCUAAUGUAAAUACAGCUGCGUGUCAGAGGAGAGCGCACUGCACAAACGGAAACGUAUCUAUCCAACCAAGUUUCAAAAGGGGUAUCCUCCUCGUGUGAUAUCACAAAUGAAUAAAUAUGUAAACCAGAGAGUUGAUGUAUUAAAUAAAAUGUAUUCUUUCCCAUCUUUUUGGAAAUAUCAGUAUUGUUAAAUCUAUGGUACCCAAAACAUUCUCUGUAACUUUCAACAAUCUGCUCUUGUAAUUAUAUUUUUUCUGUGUGUUGCUUUAAAUAAAGAAAACCAAAAAAUUCA